Rubroshorea leprosula is the source of this 896-nucleotide messenger RNA. Lineage: Eukaryota; Viridiplantae; Streptophyta; Magnoliopsida; Malvales; Dipterocarpaceae. The record is from the annotation of a GenBank genome assembly.
UUUGACACCUUUACACUACAUCUUUUGAGUAUGGGCUUCUUUUGCAGUCAAGCAGACUCCUCAUUGUUUGUCUCGCAUAAUCCUCAAGGAACAGCCUUGCUACUUCUAUAUGUUGAUGACAUUGUGCUCACGGCAAGCUCGGAUGAACUACUACAGCGUAUUAUUGACAAUCUUAGCCAUAAAUUUGCUAUCAAGGAUCUUGGCACUCUUCGAUAUUUCUUGGGUAUUGAAGUCACUAGCUUUCCUGGAGGAAUUUUUCUUUCUCAAGCUAAAUAUGCUCGUGACAUUCUUACUCGUGCUUUGAUGCUAGAAGCCUCUACUAUUUCUACUCCAUUAGCCAUAAAGGAUCCUGUUACACUACGCGAUAAUGAGUUAGUUGAUGAACAUGAAUACAGAAAGAUUGUGGGAGCCCUCCAAUAUCUCACCAUCACUAGAAUUGAUCUUUCCCAUGCAGUAAAUAAGGUGUGCCAAUUCAUGCAAACUCCUACUCUUGCACACUUACGCCAAGUUAAAAGGAUCCUACGAUAUGUUAAAGGAUCUCUUCCUUAUGGACUUCGUUUCUCCACAUGUAGUACCUUGUCCUUGACAGGAUUCUGUGAUGCCGAUUGGGCAGGAUGUGCUACUACAAGAAGAAGUACCACAGGCUAUUGCAUUUUCCUUGGAGCUAACUGUAUUUCAUGGGCCUCCAAAAAGCAACCAACUAUAGCGCAUAGUACUGCUGAAGCUAAAUAUCGUGCACUAGCAUCGACAACAGCUGAACUAGUUUAGAUUACCUAUCUACUUCGGGAUAUUGGGGUGUCUUUACAUUCACCUCUUCAGUUGUUCUCUGACAACAUAAGUGCAUUGCAUAUGUCCAUCAAUCCUGUGUUUCAUGCCCGAACCAAGCACAUUGAGUU